Messenger RNA from Scleropages formosus (Asian bonytongue), 1635 nucleotides. It is a transcript of the gene wnt7ab, whose product is annotated as wingless-type MMTV integration site family, member 7Ab. Gene Ontology annotation, biological process: cell fate commitment; multicellular organism development; neuron differentiation. Gene Ontology annotation, cellular component: extracellular region. Bases 64 to 1110 code for a protein of 348 amino acids. Lineage: Eukaryota; Metazoa; Chordata; Actinopteri; Osteoglossiformes; Osteoglossidae. The transcript has 4 exons. The record is from RefSeq and is a predicted model, not a curated record. Gene Ontology annotation, molecular function: frizzled binding; cytokine activity.
GCGCGUGCGGACCCAGGGCACCUUUCCCAGGUGGCGGGAGACACACCGCGAGCGGGGCGCACCAUGAGCAGGAGGACGCGGCGCUGGAUCGUCCACGUAUUUCUUUGCCUGGGGAUCGUCUAUUUGAAAAUCGGGGGCUUCUCCUCCGUCGUGGCUCUGGGGGCGAGCAUCAUCUGUAACAAGAUCCCGGGUCUGGCUCCUCGACAGCGCAUCAUCUGCCAGAGCCGGCCGGACGCCAUCAUCGUGAUCGGGGAGGGGGUCCAGAUGGGCCUCGACGAGUGUCAGUUCCAGUUCAAGAGCGGCCGCUGGAACUGCUCGGCGCUGGGCGAGAGGACCGCGUUCGGCAAGGAGCUCAAAGUGGGCAGCAAAGAGGCAGCCUUCACGUAUGCCAUCAUCGCUGCCGGCGUGGCCCAUGCCAUCACAGCAGCCUGCACCCAGGGCAAUCUGAGCGACUGCGACUGCGACCGGGAGAAGCAGGGCUUCUAUGACCUAGAGGAGGGUUGGAAGUGGGGCGGGUGCUCUGCGGACAUUCGCUUUGGCCUGGACUUCUCCAAAGUGUUUGUGGACGCCAGGGAGAUUAAGAAGAACCCCAGAGCGCUAAUGAACCUGCACAACAACGAGGCGGGACGCAAGAUACUGGAAAAGAACAUGCAGCAGGAGUGCAAGUGUCAUGGGGUGUCGGGGUCCUGUACCACCAAGACCUGCUGGACCACUUUGCCCAAGUUCCGGGAGCUGGGCCACAUCCUGAGGGAAAAAUACAGCCGGGCGGUGCACGUGGAACCGGUGGUCAUCAACCGCAAGAGACGGCCCUUCCUCAAGAUCAAGAAGCCCGACUCCUACCGCAAGCCGCUGGACACAGACCUGGUGUACAUAGAGAAGUCGCCGAACUACUGCGAGGCAGACCCGGUGACGGGCAGCGUUGGCACGCGGGGCAGGGUGUGCAACAAGACUGCACAUCACCCCAGUAGCUGCGACCUGAUGUGCUGUGGACGGGGCUACAACACACACCAGUACUCCCGCGUCUGGCAGUGCAACUGCAAGUUCCUGUGGUGCUGCUAUGUCAAGUGCAACACCUGCACCGAGAGGACGGAGGUGUACACGUGCAAGUGACGAGCGUACGGAUGACGCGCAACAGAAGGCCUGGAGGAAGCAAAAGAAAGAACACAUAGCUUGUAGAAGUUCUGGGGCUUUGCCUGCAUUCUGCAAUGGCGCCCCUUUCCACCCCAUUGACACAGAUGUAGGUCUCCCAUCUGCAUGGGUAUGAGAUGGGAUGGACUAAGGGAGGAAACGGUAGAGAUGAUUCCGAAGGAAUAAAGUACAACCGAAGUGGCGCCAUGGGACACCUCAGUGAAUUUGUUUGCGUUUGAGGGAAAACACGGUUCAGAACAAGGUGCAGAGUUACUCUUGGAUGUGGCUCUCUGGGAAAAGUAGAUGAUGCUCUCAUCCACAAAGCUUUUCAUAUCAUGUAGCCAUGGACCCAGAAGCAUGGAUUAUAGUGAGUCGGGAGCCCACUCUGAGCUAACCACCCUUGUUUCCUCCAAUACAACUUCUCAGCACUUAUUCCAAUGGUACAAAGGUUCACCUAAGGCUGUGGUACGAUGGGACAAAAGUUCUUGGACUUUUAUCUUUUUUUUU